CGGCUGUCGGGGGUUUCGGUGGUCACUGAUCCAAGCCCGAAAUAAAACACACUAUGUUUCGGGCUCUCCUCGCCAGUCGGCUCCCCUAAAUGCGCUGCAAACGCCGAAAAGGCUGCUAUCGGGGUUUUGCGGAGCAACCCAAGAGAGAUCCGGGGAGUUGGCAGGGUUUUCAAGUGUUUUUGUAGACACUGGCCAGGGGUGCGGCCUAGCCGAGACCGCGGGUCGGUGGGAGGAUUUACGGCCUUCAGAAACACCAUAAGCUGUUUUUUGUUUAAACGUAUAUUUCCGAGAAUGAACAUGCGUGGAACCCGCUUAUGAAAAAGGGCUGUACCAAGGUGAUGAAGAAGGUUAAGCUCCUUUGCACUUUUGGCUGAUGCUCACAUCCAUGUCAGUUCGCUGUUUAUAUCAAGCCACAAAGUGUUCCUGAAAACAUUAUUACAUAUAAUUUUUUUCUUCAUUUGUCAUUCUCACGAGCUGUCAAAAUAAGUUCCUCUCUGCCUCCCCACCUUUCCCAUCGUGGGCAGUCCAACAUUCCCUUCCCCCUAAAUUCGUCUGGAAAGAGGUUAAACUACGGCUCAAAGCUGAAUCCGUACACCCGAGCCCGGAUGACGGAGGCGUGGCAGCAGCAUGCUGUUGCCCCGCCUCCAGUGGUGCACACCAUCCCACCAGGGGCGGACACACUGGGCUGCACUGUCUACGGCAUCGUCCUCCAGCCGGACACGGCAUUGCAACAACAACAGCAGCAGCAGCAGCAACAAUCCCAGCAACAACAGCAACAUCACAGUCAGCAGCUCAACCAGCAGCAGCAUCCGGCACAAGCGCAGCAGCCCUCAUUGCAUGUAGGGAGCGAGGAAGGACACAAGUGUGGUGCAUGUGGCCAUGACAUCUCCCAUCUGGCUAAUCCCCAUGAGCACCAGUGCAUGGUGAGCCAAGACCGUUCGUUUCAGUGCACGCAGUGUCUGAAAAUCUUCCACCAAGCCACUGACCUGUUGGAGCAUCAGUGCGUGCAGGUGGAGCAGAAACCCUUUGUGUGCGGAGUGUGCAAGAUGGGCUUCUCCCUGUUAACUUCUCUAGCGCAGCAUCACAAUGCCCAUAACAGUGGCAACCCCAUGAAGUGCUCCAUAUGUGAAAAAACAUAUCGGCCGGGUUCUGGAAAUGCCACGCCAACUUCAUCAACGGGCACUCCAGGGCAACCAUCUAACGACGAAGCAUCGUCCAGUGGCAGCGCUGCUGUCGGGACGUCAGGCCAGCCUACGUUUGAGCCUUCGCAACCUGACAGGCCCUACAAGUGUUCCGUGUGCUCCAAGGGUUUCCGUCACUUAUCUGAGCUCACCCGUCAUGAACGCGUCCACACGGGCGAGAAGCCUUUUAAAUGUGAAACAUGUGACAAAAGCUUUAGCCAGUCCUCUCAUCUAGCCCACCACCAGCGUACCCACAGCUCAGAACGGCCGUUCAAGUGUGCGGUGUGCGAGAAGAGCUUCAAGCACCGAUCCCACCUAGUCCGUCACAUGUACGCCCACUCGGGUGAGCACCUGUUCAAGUGCAACCUUUGCGAGUUGCACUUCAAAGAGUCUUCCGAGCUCCUCCACCACCAGUGUCAGCCGCAAGGUGCUCGGCCAUUUCGCUGCGCCACGUGCGGGAAGGGCUUCAAGCGUCCGUCCGACCUGAGACAGCACGAACGUACUCACUCGGAGGAACGCCCAUUCCACUGUGAAGACUGCCAGAUGAGCUUUAAACAACAGUAUGCCCUGGUGCGCCACCGACGCACGCACAAGCCCUCCGCCGACCGCCCCUUCAAAUGCAACCUUUGUGACAAGGGCUUCCUGCAGCCGUCCCACUUGUUGUACCACCAGCAUGUUCACGGCAUGGACAACCUUUUCAAGUGCGCCUCCUGCGGCAAGGGCUUCAGCCAGUCGGGUGAGCUGCUCCGCCACAAAUGUGGUGAGUCCUCCUCGACACCCACAAAUCCAGACAAGCCCUACAAGUGCGACGUGUGCGGAAAGGCCUACAAAAAGGCCACCACGCUACAGCGCCAUCAGAAUUCCCACUGCACCGAGAAGCCACUCAAAUGCUCGCUGUGUGACCGACGCUUCCUGUCCUCCUCAGAGUUCGUGCAGCACCGAUGCGACCCUUCCCGGGAGAAGCCCUUGAAGUGUCCCGACUGUGAGAAGCGUUUCAAGUACUCCUCGGAGUUGCAGCGGCACAGACGCGUCCACACCGGAGAGAAGCCCUACAAGUGCGCCAGUUGUGACAAGGGCUUCAAGCAACGCGAACACCUGGCCAAGCAUCAAAGCGUGCAUGCGAGAGAUGCCCAGUUUAAAUGUGUAUGGUGUGGAGAGCGUUUUGCUGAUCUAGGAGCCCUUCAGGAGCAUACUGUCCAGCACACAGCUGAAGGUGGGGGGUAUCCUGUGUCCUCUCUCAUUCAGUAACUUGUGCUCCCAAUUACCAUUUGCAGAGGUAGUAGCAAUUUCUACUCCAGUCAAAUGAAUUCUUACAAGGCCCAGUGACUUCAUAGUACCUCAUUUUGUUCUAAACAUGCAUAUGCUCAACAAGUAGUUAUUCCCUUUUUGAUAUCAAGAGGCAUACUUUAAUUGGAUUUGAUCGGCGAAAAGUUAUUGAUUGCUGGUUUAUAUCUGAAUCCUGGGAGGAGGGAACGGGAGAUAUCGAACUCUAUCCCAGAUAACACUGUGACCCUAGUCCAGUAGGGUGGCAUUUGCCCUGCAUUGUGGUUCCUUGACCCGACAUGGCUCACAAUGCCCCCAUCAGAUCUUUAGAGCACAAGUCAAAAAACGAUUCGGUCUGCAACUAUUUGUUCAGUCUUGAUCCUUCAUAUUAAAUCAGCUAUACACUUUUGUUAGUACCUAGUAUGGUUCAAAUACUGCUUACUGUGUGCCUCUGCGUAAUAACUCUACUCCGAUCACUAGCCUUGGUCCAAUGUACACACAUUUGGAGCACCUCCGGCAGCCUACUGUGCGUAUUUAGUUCGCCCCACAGCUAACGACAAAACAAAAAGGGGGACAAAGUUAUGAACUGUUGAAACUGUCUGUAUAUGUCAAUGUUGACGUUCCCCUUGUCGUGGCAACUAAUGGUAUGUACCAAAAACCAUCAUUGUACUGUACCACACCUUAAAUGGGACAGAUCGUUAACCAGCAGAAGUAUAACGACCUCAGACGGUCUCUACAUUUCACUGAGAUUAUACGUAAAUAUAUAGAAUCUAUAUAGAAAUGUAAACUUCAAUCUUGUAUACAAACAGUUCAUAUUACCAUGAGAAUCAGUACAGCUGUCCUGAAAAUUGCCUAAAAAAACUGAAAAGGCUUCCCGUAUUACUGUAUGUACAGUUAGUAUGUAUGCAACUUGUUUACCAGUCCUGUCAUUAGAUAUUGCAUUGUCUUUCUUAAACUGCACCACCAUUUUAUAAGUAGUUUUCAUGUGAAGUUCUGAUUCAUACAUUCUUUAUAUUUUGUUUCUAAUUUGCCUUUUUAAAAUUUAUUUCAGCCUCUUUGUAGAUGUAGUUUGGAUUGUAAUUGGUGUGUUCAAGGUUGUGUGAAAAUUGAGUCUGAUUUUAUAAAGGUUUUUGCCCCAUGCCCUGACCACCCACUGCCCCAUACAGGACUCAUGUACUUGUUGUACAGUACCCUAAGUGUCAUUCUUCCUCUACUGUAUAGAUUUAUCCAUGUGUUUGAUCUCUAAUCUGCCAACACCAUGUCUUGCCUGCAGUCAUUUGCCUUUCGCAACAUGACGGCGAGUCAUUUUUUUGUUAUUCUUUCUAUCUCUAAGGCCUUGACUUAAACGCACAUCACUCUGAUGUUGUUAGUGAAUGUCUGUGUUGCAUACUCAUCAAACGAUAACCAGUACGUUCUUUUAAAAAAUUGUUUUUUAAACUGACACUUACUACAAUUGUAGUAUAUACAUAUUUAAUUUAGAGAGUAAGUGGUACUCAUACAAGAGUAAUCUUUGGUUUUUGAAUCAUGUACUCUCCUUUUUUAAUAUUAGAAAAAGCUCCCACUUUUUUUAUUGGUCUUCAAAACUGUUUUUGAAUAGAACAAGCUGUCCAAGUCUUCAUUUGCCUGCGUUGUUUCCCUCCCACCCACAUCACAAUUUUGCAUCAUCUUACCUGGGGCAAAAUGACAUUCUCAGCUCUGUUGCUUAUGCAGUAUUAUAUGUUGACCAUUGGCCCUUGAGGAGCGUCUCCCUCUUGCAGUUAGGUUUCGCCUAGUACUGUACAGCGAGGUGAUAGUGACACUUUGGCCUUAAGCAGGGGCGUCUAGUUUCUCUGCAGAGCCCUUUGCCUCCAAUUUGUUUCCCAUUUAUUGUAUCUAUUUACCACUGUUUUAAAUACCAAGGGGCUUUUUUAAACUGUAGGCAUUAAGAAUCAGCGAGCAGUCAGAUUUGAAAACUAUGUUGUGUUUAUGUUUUCAUGUUUUGUAUAUUAUUUUUUUGUAUUAAUAUUGUUUAAAAUCUCUAUAUAAAUAUCUAUAUUCUUGGCAGACGUGUCAGGACCACAGGGGAACGUUAAGAUUGAUGGCCUUCCUCUAUGGUUUUGAGACCUCUCCACCCCUGCAUGCCUGCUGUGUUAGUCCCCGUAAUCUGUUCCAGGUAUGUGCGCUUUCGAGUGCACAUACUUCUCCUUAGCUUUUUUUCAAAUUGUAGAUCGUGUAUGAGCUAGUAAGAAAACUUCAUGUGGCGGUUGAUGUGACAUUCAUGCUGACAUAUCUGUAUGUAGCAUUUAAUAUACACAGCACUAACUAAUAAACCUUUUCAUUAA
Molecule: messenger RNA, 4765 nt
Organism: Sinocyclocheilus rhinocerous
Lineage: Eukaryota; Metazoa; Chordata; Actinopteri; Cypriniformes; Cyprinidae
Gene: znf319b
Product: zinc finger protein 319b
Exons: 2
Coding region: 606-2429 (607 amino acids)
Biological process (GO): regulation of transcription by RNA polymerase II
Cellular component (GO): nucleus
Molecular function (GO): RNA polymerase II cis-regulatory region sequence-specific DNA binding; DNA-binding transcription activator activity, RNA polymerase II-specific
Source: RefSeq, a predicted model, not a curated record